UGGUCUGUUGGACGGAUGGUCAUUUUUGGAUUUGCAGUAUAUGUAAUGGAUGGAUAGAAAAGUUUGACCGUGUAUGUAGACGUUUUAAAUUCAAUAAUAGUCUGCUUUUUUAUAAAUCAAAUUACCUCAUGUGUAUUUAAAAUGUCCGACAAAUCUAUUUUAGACCAAAUCAAACAUUAUCAGAGGGAUAUAAUCAAAUCGCCUGACGACUCAAAACGGAUGCUCAGAUGCAUCGAAAGACUUACAGUAUUACCAGUGACAAUAGGACAUUUACAAGAAACUGGAGUGGGACGUUCAGUGAACGAACUUAGGAAAUGUGGUGGGGAAGUUGGAGCUGCUGCAAGUGCAUUAGUGGCAAAAUGGAAAAAUAUGGUGGUGAAAGAAGAAGAGAACGAAGAGGAAGAAAGUGCUUCAGAGUCUGAUGCUGAAACUAACGAGUCAAAGGAUCACCAUUCACCUCCUCGUGGUGUUGAAAUCGAUAAGAAACUCAAACCAGUUAGUAAUAAUGAAGAUUAUAAAAAAAUAGUUUCCAGUCAAAGUUCAAAUAAAAAACAUGAAUCAUCGAGAUCAGACAGUAGAUCAUCAAGAAGUUCUGAUCACAGAACUUCCAUUAAGUCUGAUCACAAGUCACACAGAAGUGAUUCGGUUAAGUCAAGCGGUAGUGCCUCGGAUUCGAAACAUAGCUCAUCUCAUAAGUCUAAAAUAGAAUAUGACUCACGAUCCCAUAAAAAACCCCAUUCAAGUCACAAAUCUGAGUCAGAAGUUAAUGGAAAAGUCACCAAGGAAAAAUCACAUUCAAAAGAAAAGACGGAUAAUGUUAAGCAUAGUAAAUCAAGUUCUGUUUCGAGUUGUUCCGACAGUAAAAACGUAGAUACAAAACUAAAAUACUCAAAGGAUAAGCAUAGGACUGAAGAUCACUCAAGUAGAAAUACCUCUAGUAAUUCCAUACCUAGUACUUCAAAAAAAUAUGAUUUAAAGAAAAUUGACUCUGAUACUAGUGAUGAUGAAAAUGUUUAUAAACCUAGUAACAAAAAAAGGAAAAAGUCUGACUCAGAAGAAGAGGAGAAAUACAGCAGUAAAUAUAGCAAAAAGCCAUUUAAUAAUGAAUUUCUUAAGAAAAGAAAGCAUGAUAGUUCAGAAGAGAGUGUCGAAAGUGAUUCUGAUGAAGACACGCAUGUUAAUGGUGGAUCGGUAAAAUUGGAUUCACACAACUCUGAAAGUGAGAUGUCAAAUAGAAGUGCAGAAGAUAAUCCGAGUGAUAAUGAGGUAAACGAUGACAGAAGCUCAUCUCAAGGAACUGAUCAUGAAAGGAGUCCAUCCGAAAGAAAUAGUGACUCUGGUGGAAGUGAAGAAGUGUCCGAACCAGAAGAGUAUGUUCCAGUAAAAAUUAAAAGAGAGAAAGAGAGUCCACCAAAGUAUUCAAAAUCUUCCGAUAGUGAAAAAAGAAAAUCAAGUAGUGGAAAAAAUAGUCAUAGUUCAAGUAAUGUUAAAAAUUAUAGUCCAAGUAGUUUAGUUAUAAAAAAAGAAAAGGACUUUGAAGAUGUAAAAAUUAAGAAAGAGAAGAUUGAUAAGGACAAUGUCAAGCCACAAAAACAAAAGGAGGAAAAGACUUCAAGUGAUAAGAGAAGUCAUAAAUCAAGUAGCUCACACUCUGGGAGUUCAAGUAAAAAUGACAGUAAGACUGACAAAAAAGCUAAAGUUAAAAUAGAGAAGAAAGAAGAUGGUAGCAUUGAUUGUGAAUCUGGAGCUAGUUUCGGUGAUGCACUCUUAGGAUUAUCUGAAACUAAAAAGAAACCAGUUAAAAGGAAACCUACCACACCCAGUCAGGAAAGAUCUCCUAAGCCUGUUGAUAGAAGUUUAUCAAAGCCAAAAACUUCUUCUAGAUCAGAUUAUCGCCCUUCAUCAACAGGAGGAUCAUCAUCGUCAUCAAAAUCACUAGUUAAAGAGCCGGAUCUAUUGUCAAAGAAUAUAAAGUUGGAACCUCUAGAUGUGGACCUGAAGUCUACACUGCCAGAGAUCACACCUCACUACAAGCCUCUGCCUCACUACUCUCCUCCCAGCAGUCCAGUCACCAAGAGAUCUAAACUCUGGACUGAGGAAGAAGCUCUCAGUACUAUAAUGGCAACAAAAAAUCAAAGGACGAAAGUCUACUCUGGAAAUAAAACUGGAUAUACGAAAGUUCCUUCACUGUUUGAUUUAUGCAUCCAGGUGUUACGAGACAAUAUUGAAGCCCUGGAGUACACCGGAGGAGUUCCGUACGAUCUACUUAAACCAGUACUGGACCGAGCAACAGCUGACCAGCUCUAUCAGUUGGAGCACUACAAUUCCUAUCUCAUUGGGGAUACAGAUGGCCUUUGGGAGUUCCACUGCAACAAGGACUUCAGAGGCAAGAAGCCCGACGAGUACGAGACGUGGAGAGAGCUGUACCUGCGAUUACUGGACGAAAGAGAAAAGAAGUUGGAAGCCCUGAAAGCUAACAUAUCACAAUCCAUGGCCAAGUCGACACCGAUCAGACAAACCAAGUUAGCUUAUGUGGACAGUGUCGUCAAGCCUCCUAGAAAUGUCGCAAGGAAGCAGAUGAAGUUCGGCACCCAGAAAGCAGUGAAGCACGAACUCGUGUCCAAGGCAAUGGUGGGGGCGGCGGGGGCCUCCAGCAGUUCCCCCGCCCCUGACGUGGUUCCUGUUCCUUCCCCCGGACCAUCGCGGUCCAGGUCGGACUUCCCCAUACCUAACUUUUUAAAAAAGAAGAAAGCUCCGUUAAUGGCUAAAGCAUUACAACUGAUCAAAGGCAACCGGUUCAAGAGGUGAUAAUACUUGACGGCUAAAGUUACGCAACUACCAAAAGGCUGAUUGCAUCACACAGCAGAUCUAAAAGAGUGUUGAGUGUGAAACACAUGUAGUUAAAUUUAUUUCGAGAUUAUUUGUUAAUACGUGCGCUUGCAUGUGUCAACAUGCCCUGUCUGUAUAUGUCUCCAUACAAAUGAAACUACCACUAUUUGAAUUAUAUCGUAUGAAUGAGUGAUGUAUGCUAUGUAUACCGAAAUAUUUACAUAAUCAGCUAUAUAUCAUAUUUUUAAAUUUUUAGAAAAGUUUAUUAUUGUACCGAAAUAAUGACGUAAGUUAGUUUGUAGUUUUUAUGGUUCAUAGUCGAGGUAUUCGUAAUUUAAGCUUAUUUUUAUAAAAUUAAUAAUUUGUACAGUAGAACAGAGUACAGUUGUGAUUCGUUUGUGAUCAUCACAAGUUUCAACAGUUUUAUUAACUUUGAAACGGUUACGUGGUAUUAGUGUAAGUGCGAUUUUAUUUUACAGUGUUAUUAUUAUUUUUAUUUAAGACUUUUGAAUGGAGUAGACUGUUAUUAAAAUAGGCGUUAAUUAAAUUAUUACUAAACUAUAAUUUAUUUUAUAAACAUUAUUGUUUUUAUUUAAAACGAUUUGUUAAGUUUAAGAUUUCCUUGUAAUUAACUGGUCUUGACACUUCUUAUUCUUAUAAAAGGACUUAAUAUAUUUUUAAACUUUGUCAGUGAAGCAAAUGCAGCAUUACUACUAUAA
Messenger RNA from Homalodisca vitripennis (glassy-winged sharpshooter), 3548 nucleotides. Its product is annotated as transcription elongation factor B polypeptide 3-like. Gene Ontology annotation, cellular component: nucleus; elongin complex. Gene Ontology annotation, biological process: transcription elongation by RNA polymerase II. Lineage: Eukaryota; Metazoa; Arthropoda; Insecta; Hemiptera; Cicadellidae. The coding region runs from base 142 to 2808 and encodes 888 amino acids. The record is from RefSeq and is a predicted model, not a curated record. The transcript is spliced from 9 exons.